This is a messenger RNA of Cyprinodon variegatus (sheepshead minnow), 6669 nucleotides long. Its product is annotated as E3 ubiquitin-protein ligase RNF213-like. Lineage: Eukaryota; Metazoa; Chordata; Actinopteri; Cyprinodontiformes; Cyprinodontidae. The record is from RefSeq and is a predicted model, not a curated record. Gene Ontology annotation, cellular component: nucleolus; membrane; cytosol. Gene Ontology annotation, biological process: negative regulation of non-canonical Wnt signaling pathway; sprouting angiogenesis; ubiquitin-dependent protein catabolic process. Gene Ontology annotation, molecular function: ubiquitin-protein transferase activity; ATP hydrolysis activity.
AUGAUUAUCUGGGAGGAUGCAGGAGGAGUCUUGCUUUCAAAGGAAGCACAGCUUAGGAUGGCUAUGGGAGCUAAAGUGUUUAAAUCAGUCUCUGCAAAGUUCUUUGAAGGAAAGAUUAAAAUGAAAUCACUUAAACAAAUUCUUCAGAAGAAAGAACAAUUCCUUUGUUUGCUCAAAAUAGAUGCCCUUUGUGAUGAUGGACGUUGUCAAGAUGAAUCAACCAUAAGAAAGUUUUUGAGAGAAAGGGAAGACGAAGCAAAUGCUGUAUACAACGAAGUAGAGUUGAUCAGUGGUCUCCUACAAACCUGUCAAGACCUAAAUGAACAUGUCAAAGUUGACUACCAGGGGCUGGACAAAAAACAUCAACAGAACUUUGACAUAAUGGAUUUGAAUGAAUUUAUGAACGUGGCUACACUUGAAAGCAGCACACAGGCAACAAGGAAGGUCACGUACUUCGACCUUUCUGAUACCAUACAUAAAAUGGCUUCAGAACUCCGUGAGAUUAAAGACACCAUGAUCUUCAAAACGUGCUGGGCCAACCAAGUGAGAGAACUGUCAAGAAAACACUCUGAAGAAGAUGGAACAAAUCACAGUAAAGAAAAGGAAGAAGCCUAUACCCUUGAUCUUGUCCAUAGUAAAAUAUACCAGAUUUGCUAUAGCCAGUAUAAAACGAUUUAUGAUAAUCUUAAAAGUGGAGAACUGUUACUCAAGGAAGUUGACAACGUCUUUCAGGAUUACAAAGGAAAGUAUGAAGACCUAUACAAAGAUUUAGCAAUAAUGUGCAGGAUUAACCCAUCUGAUGACAGAAAAUGGAUUAAAGAAAGAAUCACACAGAUUGAGCAGUACCAUGAUCAUCAUUUGGUAAUAGAUUCUGCCAAAAUAAUCAUGGGCAUCAAAGAUGCACUCUGUCCAGAAGGAGAUUUCAACAUCCUGGAGAAAUUGAUGCAAAUGGGUCAAAAGGGAAACUUUGCAUUCCCUGAUGUUUUCCCAAACGUGUUUUGUCGACCUCCCAAAGAGGUCAUGGCUUUGGAAAUGCAGAGGAAGGAAAAUCUUUCCACUGAAAAUGAUGACCCACUUAUGGAUGAUGAGUGUUUCCAGAAUGAAGCUUUUCAGAGACCAUACCAGUACCUCAAACGUUUUCACAAUAAUGAGAAUCUUGACAACUUCUCUUAUAAGGGUACGGAAGGGACUCAUUCAAAUUGUCUUCAAAUAUUCUUAUUCUACUGUGGUGUACCGGAUCCAUCCUGGGCAGAGCUUCGCAAUUUUGUUUGGUUUCUUAAUCUUCAGUUGCAAGACUGUGAAAAUUCAGUGUUCUGUAAUGCUGAGUUUGUUGGAGACACCCUUCAAGGGUUCAAAAACUUUGUAAUUGAGUUUAUGAUCUUAAUGUCCAAAGACUUUGCAACCCCAUCCUUAUGCAUCUCUGAUGAGAGCCUUGGAAGAAAACAAGCUGACUUAACAGGAGUAAAUGAAAAAGACUUAGCUCCAUUCCUUAUUCGGAAAAGAUGGGAAUCUGAACCUCACCCGUACAUCUUUUUUAAUGAUGACCAUACAUCAAUGACCUUCAUAGGCUUUCAUCUGAGGAUCAAUAUCCAAAAUACAGUUGAUGCCAUAAAUCCCUCAACAGGAAAAGUAAUUAAAGAAAACAUCAUGACUCAAAAUCUUUACAGGGGGCUAAAACAUCAAAGAGUCCCCUUUAACGUAGAUUUUGAUCAGCUCCCUAGAGCUGAAAAGAUUGAACAUCUGUGCCGUGUUCUUGGAAUCAAAUGUCCAACAGAUCCUGAUGAAACCUAUGAACUGACAACAGACAACAUCCUCAAAAUGAUGGCAAUUCACAUGCGAUUUAGGUGUGGUAUCCCAGUCAUAAUAAUGGGUGAGACCGGAUGUGGAAAGACAAGACUUAUAAAGUUUAUGUGUGAACUGCAAAGGUGUGGCGCUCCAGCAGAGAACAUGAAACUCGUCAAGGUUCAUGGAGGAACAACAUGUAAAAUGAUUUAUGAUAAAGUGGUUGAAGCAGAAGGUCUAGCAAAGUCAAACAAAGAAAAUCAUAAAUUCAACUCUGUUCUUUUCUUUGACGAAGCAAACACAACAGAAGCCAUCACCAGCAUCAAAGAGAUUAUCUGUGAUCACUCCGUUCAAGGAAAAAGCCUAGAAACUCAAACAGGGCUGCAGAUUAUUGCUGCAUGCAACCCAUACAAAAAACAUACAGCUGAAAUGAUUGAAAGGCUAGAGGCCUCUGGAUUGGGCUACAGGGUCCAUGCUCAGGAAACACAAGAAAAACUGGGCUCCAUUCCUCUUCGCCAGCUUGUGUAUCGUGUCCAUGUGUUACCACCUAGCUUGAUUCCACUUGUUUGGGAUUUUGGGCAACUCAGUGAUUUAGCUGAAAAAAUGUAUAUCAAACAAAUUGUUCAAAGGCAGGCAGAAGCCAACUUGAUUGAGGAACGGCACAUUCCAAUGAUAUCUAAUGUGUGCUCAUUAUCACAACAGUUCAUGAGGGAGAAGAACGAUGAAUGUAGUUUUGUCAGUCUGAGAGAUGUUGAACGUUGCAUGCAAGUUUUUGUGUGGUUCCACAAGAAUCACUCUAUGUUUAAAAAUCAUCUUACGUCACUGCAACAAAAAAAUAAAAUGAGAGAAAUACCACAUUUUUCCCCUGCUAGUGACAGAGUUGUCUGGUCACUCUUGAUGGCAACCGGAGUAUGCUAUCAGUCUUGCCUCGAGAGUAAAGGACAGUAUCAGAAAGCUAUUAGUGAACUACUUACAAGAGAGUACAAACCACAAAGAAUACAGCAGGAAAUUCAUCUCAUGCAAGAACUUCUACUAAGUGGGGUACCCCUGGGUAAGACAAUAGCCAGAAAUGAAGCUUUGAGAGAGAACUUCUUUAUGAUGGUAGUUUGCAUUGAGCUAAGAAUUCCCUUGUUUAUUGUUGGGAAACCAGGGAGCUCUAAAUCCCUGUCUAAAACCCUGAUUGCAGAUGCUAUGCAAGGCCCUACAGCACACUCUGACCUGUUUAAGAGACUUAAGCAGAUACAUCUAGUGUCUUUCCAGUGCAGUCCCCAUUCAACUCCUGAAGGAAUCAUUCGCACAUUCAAACAGUGCGCCCGGUUUCAAGAGAGCAAAAAUCUGGAUGAAUACACCUCAGUAGUUGUUCUUGAUGAGAUAGGAUUAGCUGAGGAUUCCCCGAAAAUGCCAUUGAAAACACUGCAUCCAUUACUAGAAGAGGGAUGUGUUGAUGAAAAGCCACAGCCUCAUCAGAGGGUUGGUUUCAUUGGAAUUUCCAACUGGGCACUGGAUCCUGCCAAAAUGAAUCGUGGGAUUUUUGUGUCACGGGGAGAUUUAAGUGAGAAAGAACUUAUUAAAAGUGCUGAAGGAAUCUGUGCAUCUGAAAAAAACAUUCUUCAGAAGAUAAAACAUCUUUUUGAACCAUUUGCAAAAGCAUAUGAGAUAGCACGCAAAGAGGGCAAAGGCUUCUUUGGUCUAAGGGACUUUUACAGUUUGAUAAAAAUGAUAUUUUUAAUCACUAAAAUCUCAAAUGAGAGCCCAACUACUGAUGAAAUCGCUGGAGCAGUUCUAAGAAACUUUAGUGGAAAAGAUGAUGUUAAAGUGAUUGACAUUUUCUCAAACGUAUUCUGUCUGGACCUUUCCAAUACCAACACCAGCACCACCGAAAUGAUAAAACAAAGUGUUCUCCCAUCUUGCAAAAUGGAGGAAAAUCGAUACUUGUUAAUCCUAACCAAGAACUAUGCAGCACUUCAGAUUCUGCAACAAAUAUUCUCUUCUCAUCAUAUCCAUCCAGAGAUCAUUUUUGGAUCCAGCUUCUCAAAGGACCAGGAGUACAUGCAGAUUUGUAGGAACAUCAAUCGUGUCAAAAUGUGCAUGGAGACUGGAAAGACAGUUGUGCUCCUUAACCUACAGAAUCUGUAUGAAAGUCUGUAUGAUGCACUCAACCAAUACUAUGUGACUCUAGGGGGUCAGAAGUAUGUUGAUCUUGGAUUAGGAACACAUCGUGUGAAAUGCAGAGUUCACCCAAAUUUCAGGCUCAUUGUCAUUGAAGAAAAAGAAGUGGUAUAUGAGCAGUUUCCAAUCCCACUCAUCAACAGGUUGGAGAAACACUGUCUAGACAUAAACACUGUCCUCACAAUGGAACAGCAGGAUAUUGUCAAUCAAUUACAGGAAUGGGUUAACAAUUUCAUCUUAAUGGAGAAUCUAUACUAUUCAAGCAAGUAUCUUCCUAGAGAAGUUUUCAUUGGCUACCAUUCAGACACACCCUCCUCUGUGGUCCAUCAAGUGGCUGAGAAUAAAGGUAUUGGCACAGAUGAUCAAGACAUUCUGGAAAAAGCCAAGGCUGUUAUGCUUAAGUGUGCAACACCAGACUCAGUUGUCCGGUUGGACAAAUCUAUACUCUGUGAUGGCGAGAGAGACCAUUGGAUGAAGGAGUAUGUCAAAGAGGAUAAGCACAGAUCUCUGGGAGACUACAUCAAAUAUCACAUAAAACAGUCUGAACACUCACAAGCAUCAUUCACUGAGGUGACAACAUUUUCCCGGCUACUUACAUCAGCUGAUGUUGAACAACUGAAAAAUGAGAUCAGAUGUGACACUGUCAAGAUGUUAUUUCUACUGCAAUUUGACACAGAGUACUCCUUUCUCAAAUCAGUCAGGAAAUUUCUUGACUCAACAGACGUGAAAAGAGUGCUGAUUGUCCAAAAUGAGUUUGAUGAUGACCUCCAACAAAGAAAUAUUCUCUCCUCAGCCAAGUACUCCUGCAUAAAUGAAAUUAACAAGUGCCUCACAACAGAUGAUAGAAAGACAUUUGUGUACUUUGUCACAAAACUCCCUCGGCAACAAGGAGGCACCUCAUAUAUCGGAUUUCAAGGCGGUCCUUGGAGGUCUGUUCACAUUGAUGAUCUCAGAAGAUCAAAGGAGUUUGUUUCUGAUGUCCAUUCCUUGAAAAAUCUUCACAUUAGUGAUCUCUUUAAGGAUCCACCAAAGGCCAUUCAGAGUCAAGAUAAUGUUGAGGAGCCUCAAAAUGACAGUUUUACUGUUUUGGAAGAUGUUUUCGAUACAACAGAUCUAGUCAGGAGCUGUGUUCAGACUGCAGUGGGCAUGCUUCAAGAUGUUGUUGACAGUGGAGAACUCAGCACAAGGAGAGUUGCGAACCUCCUAACACUUCUGGAAAAGAGUGCCUUUGCAAAUCUUGUGAGAAAGCAUCUUCACUCAUUGUUAGAAGAGUAUGAGGCUACCAUUCCCAACCCAAAAAAUUGGGUCUUUAGUCAAGCUUCUAAUAUCAAUGCUCUUCAAGAAGGAGGAACAUUUGUACACACUCUAUGGAGGAAAGUCCAAGCUGUUGUGACCCCACUUCUAGCCAACUUGGUUUCAGUCAUUGAUAGAGAUUGCAAUUUAGACCUCCUUGUGGAUGAAGAGGAUGACAUUUACAAGCUGUGGUUUGAGAUUUUUGGCAACAAAGAAAUACUCAAAGUGCCCUUUGUAAAGGAGAUUAAUAAGCUAAUAGUACAAAGCCACGUCAUAGGUGGAAACAUUAUGCACUGCCAGAUGCCCUUUAGCUGGUGUAUCAAAGACUUCCUAGAUGAGCUCAUGAUGCAGUCAUUUAAACAUGAUCAAUCAUUCCACUAUUUCCACAAGUUGUUUUUAAACACAUCAUUUGAGGAGUUUUUCAGAAGAUACAUGCAAGACUUUGUUUCCAUGACUAUUAAAGUGACAUCAGUUGAUGAAUUAGAGCUCCUGAGUCAGGCUCUGGCCAGCUGUAUUGAAGAAGUGCGAAGACAAAAAACCCAUACAGAAAAGCCUACACUUCUCCAUAUUCACUUUGCCUUCCAUUUCUUCCGAAGCCGCCUUCAAAACCUUUCACGGAUUAUUUCUCUUCAACCUGAAAUAGUUUUACCAUUACGAAGAAACCAGCACAGCAGAAACUGUCCUGAAAUGAUUUUGGAUGUCCGUGCAGCAAAGGCAUGUGUUGAGUACUUGGAAUCUCAAAGUUUAGAUUCUGACACCCACUGUGGAAAAUGGAUGAGGCAGGUGAAGAGACUUCAAGUGUCUAUGGAAACAGUUCUCUCACAACGUAAUCUCCGUCAUUAUGGGGAUAGAUCUAAGGAAGAACUCAGUUCUGUCAGUCAUGGCUGGAAACGUAUCCACAUUCUCUCACUCUUUGUGGAACACAUGGUGCUUGGUUUCGAAAAUGAAGACCUUCAGCUUAAGGAAUUGGUUCUAAAACAUCUGCAAAUCUUGAGAAGGGUUCUGGAUGGAAAUUCGGAUGUAAAAUCCACCAAACCAUUUGAAGCUGUGAUUGAAAACUUGAGGUCCUGUAAACAGGCAGCAGUUGAUCAGCUUUUUAGGUUUGGAGUUCACUGUCUGAUAUGUACGAGAGAGCCAGAUCAACCAGUGAGUUUGCCAUGUCAUCACAUAUUUUGCUUGACAUGCAUAAAUAAAAGCCAGGAUGCUGGACAGACAUCCUGCCCCUACUGCAGGCAAGAAUUACCAGACGGCAUUAACUUCAGUGUCUCUGAAGACUUGCGCCGCACUGACAUCAUGUUCACUGCUUGGUUCGCCUUCACUACAACCACCACCACCAUCAUAUUUUACAUCAGACACGGAGCAGAUGAAGGGCCUGCUGUUGGGAACAUGUCAAUCAGUUUGACACAUUUCGCAGCGUCCCUUUGA